GAGAACACAGGCCCCACUUCUGGUGACCUUUAAUGAAGCCAGGCCUGAGGACCCUGAGCCCUGCCACAGCAGAGCCACUAGGGAUUGGCUGGCAGGCUUCUGUGAUGUCACAGUCACUGAGAUGCGCACUCUGGGCUGGGAGGCGACCAGAGGCCAGUAGUGCGUCUACUGCCCAACUGACCAGUUGGUAGUGUAGGCAGCAGGCGCAUUUCAGAGAAUCACAUGGAUACUCAACGGAGGUGAGUGGCACUUGCUCUCUGCAUGAGCUGUGGUGUGGGGAAGGUCCCGCCCAGUGCCCAGGUGGGUUUCCAUGGUCUCCCACACUGGGUUCCAUGAGUGAUGUGGUGGAGCUCUGAGUGCUGCCCCUGUGUGCAGAACAUGUAUACAGUCAUCUCAUUCCUCCCGCUCUGCUGGUCACCAGUGUCGAAUGGGCUGGGUGUGAGUCUCAGUCUGGACACAGGUUCAAGACUAGGUGUUGGGUCAGCUGGUAUCAGGUGGGGCAGGGAGGCCGGCUCUGAGAGCCCCAGAGAUGCGGGAGAUGGGAGCAGGCCAGGGAGCCCCGUAGACUUGGGACUUGGGCUCCCUGGAGGACACAUGGAUGCCAGGCUGGGGGAGGAGCGUCCUUUCCGAGGGCAGGGGAGGCAAGGUGGGGCUGUCCUUCCCCAACCGUCCCUAGUCCCUGAGCUCUGCACAAGUUAUCCUCCAGGGACCCAGCCACCAGGUGCCCGCCUGCCUGGCUGUGUGGCUGUCCCUGCUCUGACCAGGGGGACAGCAUUCAGGGCAGCAUUCCUGUGGGCUCCGCAAUGCUGGCUCCCAUGUGCAUGUGUGUCUUACAGAUUGGAUGUGAACGCCCUGAGGUCCCGGAGGGCCCAGGAGCGAGCAGCGCUCUUCAGACAAUAUGAGCAGGGACGCAGAGGAGCGGCACUGCUGGAGCCUGAAGAGGACGAUGAGGGCGGCUGCCUCGUCCCAGACAGGCUUGGGUUCCUGCAUGAGCAGAAGUUGCCCCAAGACAGCACCCCGGGGGCAAAGCGUAAACAGGAGGUAAGAAGGAUCCAGAAGUGGAUAAAGAUGAUCAAGAACCAUAGUAAAUACCGGGGCAGCGACAAGUUUCAGCGCAGAAUCUACAAAGGCAUCCCUGCCCAGGUGCGUGGGAAGGUGUGGGCCGUGAUGCUGGAGGUGGACAAGAGGAAGGCCCAGAACCCGGGCAAAUACGCGGAGAUGAAAGAGCUGGCCAGGCUGGGCGCCACUCACUUCCAUCACAUCGACUCCGCCAUCGCAUGGACUUUCAGAAACCACCUCAUGUUCCGGGAACGUUACGGAAUGAACCAACAGGCCUUAUUCCACAUACUGAUGGCCUAUUCCGUCUACAAUCCCGAGGUGGGCUACAGCCAGGGUCUGAGCCAUGUGGUGGCGCUGUUGCUCAUGUAUAUGCCCGAGGAGGACUCUUUCUGGGCCCUGGUGCAGCUCAUGGAAAGCAGGAAGCACGCGAUGCACGGUUUCUACAAACCAAACACCCCCAAACUGGAGCGAUUCCAGCAACACCUGGGGCUCAUUGUGCAUCGCGUGCUCCCCUCCCUGGAGAAACACCUGGAGAAGGAGGGUGUGUGCCUGGAGGACUCCACCGCCCACUGGUACAUCCAGUGCUUCCUGGAUGGGGUGCCGUUCCCCCUGGCUCUGAGAAUAUGGGAUAUAUACAUCCUGGAGGGUGAGCACGUGCUCCCCUCCAUGGCAUACACGGCCCUCAAGAUCCAUAACAAGCGCCUGCUGAAGAUGCCCCGGGACCACCUCCGGGAGUUCCUGCAGGUGACCCUGAAGCAGGCCUGGUCUCUGAGCGAGGACGCGGUCAUCAGGCAGCUGCGGGCCUCCAUGCGUGAGCUGGGGAAGCUCCAGUGCCUCCUGCCUCCCGAAGCCAAGGCCAUCGAACAGUGCAGCAGGCCCCUGGGGCAGGCACGCGUCUCCCAGAUGCACGUUCCUGCCCCCACUGCUCCGAAGGCCAAAAUCACCAUUCAGGACACAGUGGCAGUGUGGGAGCAGACCAGGGGUCCCGCUACCCGUGCAGUGAUGAUCCAUCCUCCAGAAAGCUUUGGCCUCCGCAUCGCCGAGAGGGAAGGCAUGGAGGAGGAGGAGAGCUGGGAAGGCAGCCCAGAGCCCCUCAGCCUGGGCUCCCCUGUGGGGACCGCAGAGUCUCCAGGUUCUGCCAGCCCCACGGAGUCUCCAAAGUGCUCGAGGUGGGGAGGCCUGUGCCAGUGCGCCAGUCUCCCUAACCUGAGCAGGCCAGAGCACAGGGAGGACAACUCCUCCGACGCUGGCAGCCGGGAGGGCCUGUGGAUGUGGGCUCCUCCACAGGCCUCAGAGCCCCCAGAACCAGGGCCCAUGCAGGCUGUCCCCGCCUGGGGGCCACGGCUGAAGACUCCCCCCUACUGGCAUGGCAGCCCCACGCACUCUGGGGACAGUCAUGGGCUGGAGCCGGCCAGAGCCAGCCCUGGGCUGGGAGACCAGGCCCGCGUGCCCUCCCUGGCCAGAGGCCUCCUUACCUCUUAUUCUAUGGGGCACCUGGAUGAUGGGUGCCUCCUAGAAGAGAGGCCGAGUCCACCAUCUGUCCUGCCCAGGCUGGGCAGCAGCCUUCCGUGUGUCUUCACGGCAUCCUAUACACUUGGUUGAGCCCCCACCCCCAGGCUCUUCCUGGGGCCAGGACACCCUGACACUGGAAGACAACAGCCGUGCCAGGAGCCACUGUACUCUCCUCCCCGCCCCCUCCCCCACCGCCACCCUCAGGUGGUGCUGAGCCUGUAUUAAAUUGUUCCAUGGAAAGGAGUUUGCUCCAGUUUGUGACCCCGGCGCCCAGCGGCAGCAAGCUUCCCCGUGUUCCUGGGGAGAUGGGUGGUUCCACAGCCCCCAGCCCCAGGCAGAGACCCACUCAGGACCCUGCAGGCAAUGCCUGAGAUUCAGCUGUGCCCUGUGGGGCUGGGUCAGGGUGGGAGAG
Messenger RNA from Oryctolagus cuniculus (rabbit), 2983 nucleotides. The record is from RefSeq and is a predicted model, not a curated record. NCBI's taxonomy places the organism in Eukaryota, Metazoa, Chordata, Mammalia, Lagomorpha, Leporidae.